This is a messenger RNA of Serendipita indica DSM 11827, 7314 nucleotides long. NCBI's taxonomy places the organism in Eukaryota, Fungi, Basidiomycota, Agaricomycetes, Sebacinales, Serendipitaceae. The record is from the annotation of a GenBank genome assembly.
AUGAGUCAGGAGGGCUUCCAAAUAACAAUUCCGACUUUGGACGAUGGCGACGACUCUGCCGCCCAGUUCGGAGCGCAAGCCAACUUUGGAGGAUUCGGAGGAUACGACUCUCCGACGCCAACUUUUGGCUCGUUCAGUCAAGCUGAACGUCACCAUUUCCAUACACGCGUCGACUCAAACGCGUCUGGAGAGUCGUUCAACUCUUUUAGGAUAGGAGGGACGAGCACGCCCGUUCCACCGCCGAGAGCGAAUCCAAAUGCUGCUGUGCACUCGUCCAAUUCGUCUCUCAACAACUUUUCGAUGCCCCGCAAGGCUUCGUUCGCGUCACUAAGGAACCCCUUCAAGACGAAAACAGAGACAGAACCUCCACCGGUUCCCCAACUGAACGAGUCCUUUUCACAAUCCAGGUCUACCCUCGUCGAUCGCUCCCGACAGCCAUCUAUCAGCAAUGCCUAUCACUCGAAGGCAUCUUCGAAAGCCGGCCGGCCGGGAUUUGGAAAACAGAGUUCGCAAUCAGGAGGCUCUUUCUUUCAGACGGACAAUGGUAGCAGCAACAGCAUUGGGUUUCCCCCGGUACCUCGACGCAUGGACUUGCGCCACAGGACGACCGGCUCAGUGACACAAGAACGAGUGGGCAAUACCCCAUCGGACUAUGCUCUCAGUGUAGUCUUCCACCGCUUUGUGACCUCUGCCGAAGCCUUGAUCGAGGUGUUUCUCCAGAAGCCGCUCGACGGGGAGCCAUCGCUCCAGGAAGCAUUGGGUCCAGGUGUUGACAAAUCCUUUGAUGGGUUACUCGAUUCAUUGGGGAGGAUUGCGCACCGGCAUACCAAUGCUGUGAUUGACUGUAUCACUCGAUGGAGGAAGACGCAAAACGAGCCAGUAUCGCUUGCAAUAGUCAGGAACAAUCUAUCCAUCAAUCCACCCACACGAAAUUACACCGGGAACGAAGCUUCGCGUAUUCUUGGCGAGCGCAAAUCGCUUGCCGCUAUAUACAUCACAUGCCGCGCAUUGAUCGUGGUUCUGGAGAGUAUACAUAAGCUCAAGAAUGCAUUGGAUGAUACUAUGGGUGGGCUCCUGGAGGAGACCAUCUUCGAACAAUUUCGCCAGCCAGAUGUGAGGUUGCUAUCUCAUUCACUCAACGCUCGCGCAAAUGCAGAUCUUUAUGCCACUCUACUGGGACAACUUGCCCACGUCAGGUUUGAGAGUGUCACCGACAGAUUUUUGCGAGCGCUCCGGCCCAUUCGUGACGGAAGGGCAGGCAAAGACGAGGAUGGUCGAUAUGAAACACUGCUCAAGGGACUGAAGCAUAUUCACAUCAAAGUAUGGCCUCCGGAAGCCUUUGAUGAAGCACGAGAUUUCAUCUCCGAGUUUGCUCAAUGUUUUGGAGAAGCUCAUGGUCUCAAGCUCAAGAUUGCAUUCGCCGAAAGCUUGGUUCACCUGCUACACCCCAUCUCCAAGACUGCCCAAGAUGAGCUAAAUCAUCCCGAUUGGGCCCAAGCCGUCACAACAAUCUACCGCAAGGCAAAGGAAAUGUUGCCAAAGCCUCGUUAUUGGCACGUCGCUUUCCCGCUUGUAGUCACGACGCUCUGUGUCGCACCUCACGAAUUUUUCCUACAAAACUGGAUGAACUGCGUUGAAGGUUGUUUGGCCAAGCUCAAGGAGCCGAGAGCCAGACCUUUUGCCCUCAAUGGAAUACUGCGACUCGUUUGGACCUAUCUCUACCGGUGUCGUGAAUCUGCUUCAUCGUCAAUCGACAAACUGGAGACGAUUUUGCGUACCUUGUUCCCUCCGAACAGAACGUACAUCUAUCCGAUGGAAGAAUCAUUGGAACCAUUCACUUAUUUGAUUCAUUUCAUUACCUUUCGACAUGGUGACUUUGGGCGGAGUUUCAUCCUCAAGCUCUUGCAGGAAUCCGCCGUAUCAUCAUCCAGCGGUACUGUCAAUCAGAGCGAGAUCCUUGCUCCAGACAGGAUGAUGAUUGCUAUCAAAGCUAUCCUCGUCACGCUGUCUGCCGUUGAGAAGGACUCUCCACCAAGUUGGCCGACAUCGGCAGACUUUUCUUCCUACAAUUACGGCAAUGACUACCCAUUCUCGGCCACGUUCCUCCCCGAUCUCUUCUACGCGAAGCCCGACAUGCAGGAAUUUCAUGACAGAUACGGUCCUGUGAUUAGCCGAAUCGCGAAUAUCUGUGGUGCAACUGUGGGGAGUAUGUUCGUCUUUGAAGACAGGUUCACGGAGCAUGCUGCGUAUGCGUCUGUGGAGGACCGUGAAUUCAUCACAACAAGGACGCACGGCGACUACACAGUCGGAUUCAGGAGGGAGCUAGUCCCCCAAAUCGACCUACUUCGGACUGUGUUCGAGUCGUGGCCAAGAUGCUUGCAUGAGUCGAUGCCACUCGCGGAUAUGUUGGAUUUCCUCAUCCGUGGUGUGAUCCAUGUCGAUCCCGUCAUGAGCCAAGUCGCCGCUGCAGCACUCAAACGUACAGCUCAGGACCCGCGACACAGUAGAGCUGUCAUGCUGAGAUUCACCAAAUUUUUGUUCUCUGCCGAGCACGUCGAAAAGGAAGGCGCCGGAACCCACCUCGUUGUGGAAAACUCGACCAUCCUACUUUUAUGGGAAUCAAUGGUCAAAGAGUGGUCAAAAUCGAUCACGAACAAACCGAAGACAAACGUCGAUCCUCCUCAAUCCGAACCUGCCUUGGAUCUAGGUCAAAAGAUCACAGUGCAAACCGUGGUCGAUUACAUCCAAGGAGGUGCCUUAUUCCUCCUGACCUACAAUCAACGAAGGAUCCGAAUUGUUGGUAUACACACACUCAAACUUUUGGGUCGAAUUCUACAAGCGAUGGACGCAGAGAAUGGCGGUGACCAAUAUAGAUCUGUUGCAUGGGCACUGAAUAUACUCUCUGGAAAGGAUAUUCCCCCGAAGUUCCUCGAGGACAACGACAACGCCCUUGACCUCAAAACUAGGACUCGCCUCGCAUGGUGGAGGGAGAAUACGUCGAAGGACAAGAUUCAGCGGCUGGCAGAGGGCACAGAUGACCGAGACCAGCGAAUAUGGGCCUUUGUUCUCCCUUCUUUCAUUCGGGUUGGCUUGGAGCAGCAAACACCGGCCAUCACUCUAUUCAAGGAGGCACUCAUUUCUGCCGUCUCCCGGUUUCACCAGCUAAUCGCCUCUCUUGCUGGCAUUGGCAAGCCUACACCACAAGCCAUGCGGUCUCCCGUACCCCACCGUGGGGCUGGCAGUCGUGAGUCUGCUCGAGAUCGUGCAUGGGAAGACCAUAGGAAAAUCAUUGGCCAGUGGCAGACAUGGUUGUCGAUGCUCUUCGCAACCUUUGUCUUCGAGAAGUCAACUCCAUUUGUGAGAGAACACACCAGGAUGCACUCGGAGAUUCAGUCUCAAAGAGACAGACUUUCUCAGCCCCGUGGGCUCUUCCGUCUCGCCAUUCCAUUCCUCGCCUCGGAACAUGCAAUCUUCCGUAACGCGGUCGUUACCGCGCUAAGCUGCAUUCACCAAAGUGCUUUCAAAUCACUCCUCGAAGAUCUUCAGGGUAUCACGCGGCAUAUAUACGAUGACACGAGGAAUAAGAUGCUGACGCGGAGCGCGCCUCAAGACAGGCUACACACUGCAGUCGCUCACGUCUACCAGCUGACAGCACACUUCAUCAAAUCCCCUCGUGCACUCGACGACCCAUCGGCCUUGAAUCUUCUCCUCGGCUUUGUCAGAGAAACGGCAACCUUCCUCCGUAAUCCGAACAUCAAGCUGGAAAUGGAACACCAACUUCUGCGCCGCUACUUUUGCGGGGUUAUUGAAAACGUCUUCGAUGGCCUUUCCUCGAUUGGAGAGGAGAACUCUAGACGUUGGCUCUCCCCAAACCAGCGUCUCAAUCUCUAUAGGCUGUGCGAGGAAUGGUGUCCAUUCAGCUCAUUAUCAGUAUUGAGGUUAAUGCAACCUUCCCGACCGUCUCACGAAAGGAGAGAUACGUCGGGGAUGCCUUUUGAUGGUUCGGAAACUCUUACGGCCGCUGCAUGUGGAGCGAUGGCGUCCCUCUGUCGAGGAGCAUUCUUUGCUUCCGCUCCCACCUCGUCAAAUGAACCAUUUAAUCCACUGAGUGUGGACGAAACGAUCCACCAUAUUAGGUCCAUGCUUACCGAUAGAGAUCCGACCAUUAACAACAGUGGAAGAAAAGCACUACGGUCUCUUCUUCAACAUACAACAAAGCACGAGGAACUGAUCAAUGCGACUCUGCGCUGGUCAUACGUUACAGGCAAGGAGUCAGAGGCCGGUCAGGCGAGAUUUUUUGAGGUCUUGGUCGGAUCUCUUCUGGACUCUUCUGAAAGCCACUUUACUUUCGAGCAAACCGUUUGCUUAGGGCUUUCAAACCUAUGUCACCCGGAUGUUGAAGCGCGGAGGCUGGCUUUCAACCUCUUGGAGAAGGUACACGUACAGUAUAGUGGCACAACGUCGCUUGGACCCUUCGAGUCGGCGGUUGGCAGCCUUGCUGCCAGUGUCUACCUCCCAGCCCAGCGUCGCAUCUCACAAAUUCUGGCGGCAGAACAUUCAAAGAUGAGUGGCCCUGUGCUCAACGAAUGCUCCCUCCGUAUGCCUCAAGUCUACGAUGACACAGUCUCCACCCAUAUGGCCAUUCAUCCUCAUGUCCUUCGAUUCUUGGAACCAUGGAUAUCGAGCAUCCAUCUCGUGCACCAAAAUGAUGCGGAGAUUGCAUGGGAUGGUCAAAGAGCGCUGUACAACUUGCUCUCUCUCACCAUCCGCUACGGGGAUCUAUACCCGGACCAGAUUCAAGCCAUAUGGGCAAAACUGGUGUCUCAAUCAUCCUCCCGCAACGACACACUCACGGUCAAGUUCUUGAUCGAGCAAGCAUCGAAACGAGGCAACCCGACCUUUAUCACCACUGCCUGUAGAGUCAUCGCAUGUCUGUCGCGAACAGACACCGGAAGGCUCAUGUUCAAGGAGCUUUGCAAUCUCAUCGAACCUGAGAGUAUGCUCCCUAUGCAGGAAAGAAAUCCAUCUCUCCCGAAUUUACACGAUGCCGGAUUCAUUGCAGAUUUGGAGCCAAUCCUCACUCCAGCUAGCGAAGCCCAGGAUAGGCAGGCUUUGGGAACGGGGCAACUCGCACUCCUUUUCAUGGGAGAUAUUGCCCUCGAGCGCGCGUGGGAGAUCGGGCGUCAGCUGCCCGUGCUGCUCCACACAAUCUUUGUACACCUCGACCACCAAUCUCCGUAUGUACAAGUACAGGCCAAGAAUCUGCUCUUCCAGACACUUCGGUCCCUCACCCCGGGAUUCGAAGACUCCCCGGUCACGUCGCUGUUGCCUAGUCGGCCAGAAGUCAAGGCGACGAUUGAUGCGCUGGUGCGCGACAGUAAAUCGAUAUUUUGGAAGCCGGACGACGAAGCUGAACAAGUUGAGCCCAAGAUGCAACGUUUAUGCAAGGAUGUUCUUAGUCUUCUGGUUCCAUUAUAUCCGCAACUCCGCCAAGAAUGGGGCGAACUGGCGUUGGACUGGGGAACGACCUGCCCUAUUCGCUCCAUUGCAUUCCGGUCGUUGCAACUCUUCCGAGUCCUGAUGCCACAGAUCAACAUGCUUCAGCUCGCAACGAUGAUAGGGAGAAUCACGAACACAGUAUCAGAGCCGGACAAGAACAUACAAGCGUUCACCCGCGAGAUGUUUACCACCUUUGCGGCCCUCGCCAAGUCGGAGAUAGACCCUGCAUUACUUCCCCCGUUAUUCUGGUGUGCAUGCGCCUGCUUGUCAACUUCAACUGAGUUGGAGUUCCUGAGCGUCCUCAAUCUGGUCGACGUCCUCCUCCAACGACUCGACUUGAACGAUGCUGAAACGGUGGAGAGCCUAAAGGCACAUCGUCCUCUAAGAUGGACCGGGCCCGACCCGAACCUACAAUCCAUGGUGGUCGUUGGUCUCAGGUCGUCCGUGACCUAUGAAGCCAGCUACAAUCUGUUGGCGAAGCUCGCCCGGAUCAACGACGCUUGGGUUCUCGACAGCUCUCCAGACCGAGUUAGGGAGCUGUUUACUAUCAUUUUACCGUGCUGCCUGCAGGUGAAAGAUGGCGAAGAACUACAAGUUGACACUAUCGGAUUCGCCAAUGACAUUGCACGCCUUGCGGAGCGCGUCAAUUGUACCGGUAUUGCGCGAUUGACCAAGUCGUUUGCAAAGGGCAUCAUCCGGACCAGAGAAGACCUUCUUAGACAAGGGGUUGCUUGCCUUAGGGAUGACUUUGGAACGCAGGCAGUCAGCCUUUUGCUGGGCCUGAUCUGCAACCCAGAACGGUGGCUAAAAGUCAAGUCGAUGGAGAUCUUGAAGGUUCUUUUUCAGCAACCACAAUCUCGAAUUCCUUUGGCCCGUUCGGAACUCCUCAACCCUCUGCUCCGACUGCUCAACACUGACCUGGCACCGCAAGCCCUGGAAGUGCUCGACGAACCCUUGGCGAUCGCAGGUGGCCCAUCACCAGCGCACGCGUUCAGGAUGAGCAUGGCGGGGAUGGAGGUGACCCAGGAAGAUGCGGAAUCGACAAUCGACCUUACUGCAUCCAGUUCUGGUUGGUCGGUUCCACAAAGCGAAGAGAGGGCCCAAAUGUGCAGAGCAAACACCCUCGCCGUCUAUGAGACAUGCAAGCCCAACAAUCGACCUUCUAUCAUCAACUUUGAGCCAGAAGCUCGAUCUCGCUUGGCUGCAACAAACGCAUUCUUCCCCUUGGACGAUUCGGCAUCACUCGGUGAUCUGGUCAGCACACUCAACGAGCUCAACGACUUCUUCCAGAAGGAUAGUGUCGAACCAACUCAGCUUAGUCGUUCUCGGAGCCUUGGCUCUCGAGCGGCGUACAAUCGUGCCACAGAGAUCCUCUCUCGGUCAUUUGGCCGAGUUGCAGGGACUCAAGCAGUUUCUGCAGACGAACGUGAAGCGGGUACCGUGGAGACCAGUGGAAAUACAAUGGCACCAGGAGAUCAGGAGGUUCCACAAACUCCAUUCUUUACCGACCUCUUUUCGGUGCCUGCGCCUCAGAGCACCCCUCGUCCCAACGAGCACAUGUUCAACUUGAAUCAAAACUUUCUCCGUGGUCCUGAUGAAAGCGACGAGGGCGCAGAACAGAACCACGGUUAUACCUCUUCUCAUAACGGACAUGCGGCCGAGCGUCGUGGCGGCUUUCGGAAUGUCAGCAAUGGCUCCAACUUUAAAGAGUUGGAAUCAGGUUCCGACACCGAUGAAGAUCUCUAUGCUCUCGAUCGUGUACCAGUUCGCCCGCGAACACUCCGCAAAUCCACAAAGUCGUCCUAUGGCCGAUAG